Molecule: messenger RNA, 7402 nt
Organism: Danio aesculapii
Lineage: Eukaryota; Metazoa; Chordata; Actinopteri; Cypriniformes; Danionidae
Gene: adam11
Product: ADAM metallopeptidase domain 11
Exons: 27
Coding region: 225-2549 (774 amino acids)
Biological process (GO): proteolysis
Molecular function (GO): metalloendopeptidase activity
Source: RefSeq, a predicted model, not a curated record
UCCCAACAUGAAUUCCACCUGCAAUCUCUGAACGACAAAACGAGCGAUAUAAGGAGACAUCGCGGACACUUUCCGAAAGUCAUACCCAUUAACGUCUUCGUGUUUUUUACGGAUGCAUUUAACGUCUUCCUCGUGACUUCAACAUCGCCGUGGAGCAGGAUGAGGCGGUGAAUGUCGCGUUUCACAUCUUUUCGCUCCAAUUGAAGCCGCAAGAGUAUGUGAUCAUGUUGGCGACGCGCUGCCUCCUCCUGUGGGCUGCGGUCACCGCGCGACUCGCCGUGACAGCCUGGGGCAGCAGCACCAAGCGGGACGGAGCGGAAUGGGGACGUGAGAACGCGUACACGGUGGAGCACGCGCAGCCUCAGCGCCUGCUGCAGCGGACUGACGCGGAGGAGGAGUUGCCGCACGGGCACUUGGGUACUCUAACAAAGACUGAUGGUGAUGGAACGCAUCCCAUUCAUCUUGCUCAAAUCUCAUUCCUGGUGAAAGCCUUUGGAAUCCCAUUUGUUUUGGACCUGGAGCUCAAUCAUGAUCUCUUGUCAUCUAAUUAUGUUGAACGCCACUUUGAAAAGGAUGGGCGAUCAUUUCAGACUCUGGGAGGAGAGCACUGUUACUACCAUGGUCAUGUGAGAGGAGUUCAGAGGUCUUGGGCAGCUCUCUCCACCUGUCACGGCCUACAAGGGAUGUUCUCAGAUGGUAACUUUUCAUACGGAAUCGAACCCUUGCACAACAGCAGUGAUCAGGAUGCAAAUGUUCAUGUUGUAUACAGAAUGGCAGACAUCCGGCUGAUGCCACUUUUCUCAGGAAGCACCAGAAACAGCAGUGACACUGACAUUAACAAUGACUAUCCCAUUUCUAUGGAGACAAGCCAGCAAGAGGUCACAGAUGGGCUGAGACGGGCAAAAAGACAGGUUCGGAGGGGUCCACGCACAGUCCAGAGUGAAACAAAGUAUGUAGAAUUACUAGUGGUCAAUGAUUACGACCUGUUUGCACAGAUGAGAAGAUCAUCACCUCAGACAAGAAAUUUUGCCAAAGCUGUAGUAAACAUGGCUGAUGCUAUUUACAAGGAGCAGCUGAACACAAGAAUAGUGCUUGUCGCUAUGGAGACAUGGUCAACUCAGAACAUGGUUUCUGUCGGUGACGAUCCUUUGGUGACCCUGCGUGACUUUAUGAAAUACAGGAAGGAGAAUAUCAAAGAGAAGAGUGACACAGCUCACCUGCUCUCGGGACGCACAUUUCAGAGCAGUCGCAGUGGGACUGCCUACAUUGAGGGGAUCUGCUCACCAACAAGAGGAGGAGGAGUCAAUGAGUAUGGAAAUGUGGGGCCCAUGGCUAUCACUUUGUGUCAGAGUUUAGGACAGAACCUUGGAAUGAUGUGGAAUAAAGACCGUGCUACUGCCGGAGACUGUAGAUGUCCUGAUCCAUGGUUAGGGUGCAUCAUGGAGGAUACUGGGUACUAUCUACCCAGAAAGUUUUCACGGUGCAGUAUAGAGGAAUACAUUCAAUUCCUUCAGCAAGGUGGGGGGAGCUGUCUCUUCAAUAAACCUAACAAGUUGUUGGAUCCUCCUGAAUGUGGCAAUGGUUUUGUGGAACAGGGUGAAGAAUGUGACUGUGGCUCUCAAGUGGACUGCUCUCGUGCUGGGGGUGCAUGCUGCAAAAAAUGCACUUUAACUCACGAUGCAAUGUGUAGCAAUGGAUUGUGUUGUAACCGUUGCAAGUAUGAGCAGAGAGGGGUGAUCUGCAGGGAUGCAGUGAAUGAUUGUGAUGUGCCAGAAACCUGCUCUGGAGAUUCGAGUAAAUGUCCACAUAAUGUACACAAACUGGAUGGAUACAUGUGCGAUGCUGGACUGGGCCGCUGCUAUGGCGGUCGCUGCAAGACCAGGGAUGCCCAGUGUCAGGCGCUCUGGGGCCAUAAUGCAGCAGAUCGUAUGUGUUAUGAAAAGCUGAACAUUGAGGGCACAGAGCGUGGCAACUGCGGUCAGGACAGCAGCUCACACAGCUGGAUUCAGUGCAAUAAACAGGAUGUACUGUGUGGAUUUUUAUUGUGCACUAAUAUCACGGUGAAACCACGGUAUGGAGACUUGCAUGGAGAAAGCACAAGUCUCACCAUCUACCAUCAGAACAAGUACCUGGAUUGUCGUGGUGGCCAUGCAGUGCUAGAGGAUGGCACUGAUCUUGGGUAUGUGGAGGAUGGCACACCUUGUGGUCCUAAUAUGAUGUGCCUAGACCAUCGCUGUUUGCCGGUCACCACCUUUAACCUGUCAUCCUGUCCCGGGUCAUCCUUCUCUCUUGUGUGCUCUGAUCAUGGGACGUGCAGUAAUGAAGUAAAGUGUAUCUGUGACUCAGACUACACCGGGAAGGAUUGCAGUGUAUAUGACCCCAUUCCAGACCCCCAGCCUCCAGAUGGUCCUGAAAAGUACAAAGGUCCAAGUGGUACAAACAUCAUCAUUGGCUCUAUAGCAGGAGCGAUACUAUUGGCAGCUAUAGUACUUGGAGGAACAGGCUGGGGCUUCAAAAAUAUCCGAAGAGGAAGAUCUGGAGGGGGAUAAAGCAUGUCAUCUGCUCUUCUGUGCAUCUGCACUGUGUUCUUUAAACUUUGAGGGAAACAGAAGAAACUCCAGAUGUCUUCCACUCUCUCACCAAACUUCAGUGUCACUCUCUCUUGUCUUUCCACUUCCUGUUACUGCCUGUCACCUGUUGCCUAGAAACACUUCAAUACAUCCCAUGGUAACAUUCUUUAACUGAUUACGAUUCCAAUGAUGUUACUUUUUAAUGAGUGGUUUUGCCCUUUAAACCAAGCACAAAAAAUGAAAAGUCAUAAUUUACUUAUGUCGUUUGGUUGUCAUUGACGGAACAAAAAAAACAGAGGUGUUGUUUAGAAAGUUCAUAUUGUUGAUUUCCAAAAAAUGGACCAAAAACAUCAUCAAGAUCCGCGUUGUGUUCUCUAUGGCACCUUAGGUAUCAAGAUGCAUCACGUCAGGUAAAUAAAUCAAGAAUUUCAGUUAGAAAAAAGGUCACUACAUUUAAGACAGACAUCAAGAUUACUAUGCAUAAUCCUUUUAAACAUUUUAAAUGCUAAAAUGUUAUCAUUUUAAGUACCCCUAUAUUUUUCCAUAGAGAUCUUCCCCAAAGAUCCCCAAAAAGGAAAUUCAUCUCUGAAUAUUUAUGGAUGUCCCAUUGGGAAUCCAAAAGCAAUGUACUCUCUUAGAAUGGAAUGUCUGUUAGCAUUCCAUGUUUACCCUCAUAUAUUAGUCUAAUAUCUAUAAUCAUGCUGCUUUUAUGAUUAUCCAUAAUAGUGCAUAAAAACCAUGCAUAACCAUAUGAAUGUACUUUUACAUGAUAAAAAAAGGCAUUGCUUGUAUGUUCAAUGUAGUUAUAGAUUUCAUCAGCACAUAUCUGAGGAAAACUCGGUAAUUUUAGUAUUAUAUACAGUUGAAGUCAAAAUGAUUAGCCCUCAUGUGAUUUUUUUUCUUUUCUUUUACAAAUAUUUGCCAAAUUAUGUUUAACAAAGCAAGGAAUUUUUCACAGUAUUUGCUAUAAUAUUUUUUCGUCUGGAGAAAGUCUUACUUGUUUUAUUUAAGCUAGAAUAAAAGCAGUUUUUAAUAUUUAAAAGAACAUUUUAAGGUCAAUAUUAUAAUCCCCCUUUUUUCUCUCGAUUGUCUACAGAACAAACCACUGUUAUACAAUGAUUUGCCUAAUUACCCUAAAUUGACCUGGUUAAGCCUUUAAACUGCACUUUAAGCUGAAUACUAAUAUCUUGAAAAAUAUCUAGUAAAAUAUUAUGUACCAUCAUCAUGGCCAAGAUAAAAUAAAUCCGUUAUUAGAAAUGAGUUAUUAAAACUAUUAUGUUUAGAAAUGUGUUAAAAAUUAAAAAACAGACACUGGGGAAAAAUAUAAGGGGGGUUGGAGUGGGGAUGGGAGUAAUAAUUCUGACUUCAAAUGUAUAUAUAUAUAUAAUUUAUAUGUGGGACACUGUUUGAAUCGACUGAACUGAAGAUAUGUAUAUAAUGUACUGUAUAUGACAGCACUAUAUUGCCCUUUGACUGUAUAAAUUACUAACACAGUCAGAUUUAAGCACAAAAGUACAUUUUUAGGGUCAAGGGUUAAUACAGCUGAAAUACAGUUAAACCAUGCCGAAAACAACACCACAAGUCACUUUUCCAGUCAUUUUUGUUAUAAUAAUCUUAUCCACUUAGCUUUCAUAGCUUUGAGUGAUGUGACCGGAGCAGAGACCUGAAGGGCAAAGCUGUGGUACAGACCUGUCAAGUUUUCAGUAGUUUUAGAUAUGUCGCAGAUACUUUAUAUAAAUUAUAUUAAUCCCAUAUAAAUUAUUUCUACACUAAUUAAAUCCCCCAAAUAAAUUUACAUUUUUGGUAAACUAUCCCUUUCAAGUCUCUGUAAAUGACAAAAUCCUAUGAUAAUUAUCCUUCAGGACAUUUUAGUGGGAAAACUAGUUUGCCCACUUAAUAAUAAUCCUGACUAAAUUAGAAUGAUGUACUAUAAUAAAACAAUUUAAUAUUCAACUCUACAUAGUCAAAGUUAAGAGCGUCAAAAUGGGAGUUUAUAUAUACAUAUAUAACUAAUAUUUUGACACUUGUCUUGUGUAAGCUAACCUGCUAACUAUAGCUCUUAUGUCAACACAGGCUCAUUGUGAAAAUGUACCCCUGUAUGCAUUUCUGGAGAUCGCAAUUUAUGUAGCCAGAGUACGUAUGGCUGCAUUUUUCUGUAAAUCGAAUCCUACAGGGUGGUAUGACGCCAUUCCUUUUCGCGCUAGCAGCUGACCACUUACCACUUUAUGGAUGGCUUUGCUGCUGUUACCAGUUGUCCAGUGGCGUACAGUGUAUGUUGGCGGACUUUAGACACAGAGAGGAGUUGACCAUUAUGACAGGGUUCGAGUCCGACAAAGAACGGUUCCAGAAAGCAGGUAAGAAAAAAAAAAUAAACCAAAAAAUUAAAUAAACAACUAAAUAACAGGGUGGGAAUGUGGUAAAAUGUGGUAAAAAUCGGGGCUUUUCUUUUUCUGGAUUUCUUUUCAAAACACUGGUUUAGGGAAGUGGGUGUAUGCUGGUCAAUCGGUUCUUUUAAAAACUAUCGGUUGGGUUUAGGGAAGGGUAGAUUAACGCGAGAACAGCAGUCGCAAAUGGCACUCGUGAGAGAAAUUUUAAAUCUCAAAAAGGUACAAAGCAGCCUCUGGUGGAUUCACAAAAAACCAAAGAUGCAAAAAAAAGUACCUUCUGGGAUGUAUUUGGUACUCUCCAGAAAUGUAUAUAGGGGUACAUUUUCAGAAUGAGCCUGGAUUGUCUUAUUUCCAAUCUGUAAGUCAUGAUGGUGACCCAUUCAUGUGUAAAUAAUGAAGCUAUACUGAAUAAUGUUUAAGAGACUGAAGGGUCGUACAAACCGGGACGCUUUUCAUUUGCGUUUAUCAUCAGCAUUUUUUUUAGAUGUUUUUCCGGAUUCAAACCCAAGUGAUUUUCACUGGCUACACAAUUUUAAGCUUCUGACACCCACUUGUAACACAGAAGAAGAAGACAGAAAGUUGACCCACUUGUUGUUAAAGUUACUGGCGAUUCGAACAAGUAUGGAUGGUUUAAGUAGCAGCUCCAGCUCUAGCAAUGAAGAAAUGAUUAUUGUUCACCAGUGCAAGCAGCUUCACGUUCAUAUCGCCUCUGGGCAUCUUCUUCAAUGUGUGCUCGCAUUGAAAGUUUUGAACUUGAGCGCCUCCAAGUGUGGUUUACUGUAACUUCAGCAGCUCUUUGCAAGUGAACAAAAGUGCCAAUCUGAUUGGUGGAGAAGGUUUUGAUGCAGUGCGUCAAAACAAAAAAAACAAAACAAAAAAAAAACGAGCAUAAGGCAUUUCUUAGUAAAAAAAUGACGUGUUUACACCUGCCGCUUUGUGCAUUGAUGUGCUCGUUCACAUUGGCGCCCUUUCUUUAGUCACGAGGCGUUAAACGUCAACGGAAAACGCAAGCAAAAAGCGUCCCGGUUUGCACAGGCCUUGAGACUGGCAGCAGAAUAUUUGCAGAAUACACCUUUUUAUACAAUUGCUUCCUUAAGAAUUUUCUUUUCGACUUUCAAAAAUGAACAAAAGUACUGUAAUAAAGGAACGAGCCAGUUACUGAAAUGAAGUGAGUUAGUACACAGUGGAUACUUCGAUUUUAACAGAGUUUUAAAAAUGUUUUAGAGUGUCUAUAAAUUAUCGGCAGAAAUGUGUGUGCUUUUCAUACCAUACAUCUGUUCUCAAGUUUGAAAAUAUUGUCUCAUCAUUUAAUAACUAAAGUAUCCCCGUAAACUUUUAUUUAAGCAGAAACAAGUAAUGGUUAAUUAGCAAUAUUUGUAGUUUUCUAAAAUUUUCAUGUGCCUUCAGCAAAGAUACAUUCACCAAUGAUCAGCCUGUUUCAAAGGUUUCUUUAAUGGUAGGCAUGCUCAUGAAAUGUUAUCAAACGUACACAUAAUGGAACAUGUGAGACUUAUGGUCCAUAUUAAUGUAUUUAUUUAUAUAAAUUAUGUAACAAUUGGAUUUAUGAUCACUUAUUCUCUGAUAUGUAAAUAUAUCCUUUAAAAACACAAUCACAUAUCUACACCAAAUAUAAAGCAGAUGAGUUUCCAAAGAAAGACACAAAUUCUUUUUCUUGUUUUCUAUCUAUUUUUUGGAUGAAACACCACUGGAACCAUGUUGUAGUACAAUCCAGAUUAUAAUACCUUGAGCCCUGUUUUCAGGCAACUGAUAGCUUGAGUUGCAUGCUUUUCAACCUCUGUUGACAAACCAUGAACUUGAUAGUUGCUGAGAGGAAUUAUUAAGGACAAUCUAGUAGCUGAUAAUGUAUUUGAAAUAUAUUGCCUUCAGUCACAUUCCAACAUUUCAUUCAAAUCACUGUGUAUUUCAUUCACUGAGUUUCAGUGUUUUAGCAGUUUUGGUGUGAAUUUUAAUCUAUAGAUUUCUAUGUCUAAAGAGUUAUUGUGGAAAUAUUAUACUUUGUAAUGGUUUUCAAACUAUUUGAUUAUUAGAUUAAAUGACAUCUCAGUGAGAGUGAUAUCAGGUUCAGCUAAAGCUCACUGCAAAUAAGAAUUUUCCUCAAUGAUGCAACACUAUCUUAUUUCCAGUGGUUUGUUAUGAACAUUUAAAUCAGUUAGCACUGUGGUAGGGGCAACAAACAUCCUAGAUAAAUAAAUUCUUUCCAUGAUUUGCUUGAUUAUUGUUGUAUUACAAUGAACAGGCUGCCAAAUCAAAGCUUGUUUUUUAAGGAAGGUUUCACUAAUAUUUUGGGGGAGACUUUCUCAGAAUGUAUCAUCGACAAUAACAGCAACAGAGCAGAACUAUUUUUUUUUCAGGAUUAUUAUAAUUGUCUGUAUGCAAAGGUCUAAAUGUAUUUGUAACACACACACACACACACACACACACACA